Molecule: messenger RNA, 1601 nt
Organism: Theobroma cacao (cacao)
Lineage: Eukaryota; Viridiplantae; Streptophyta; Magnoliopsida; Malvales; Malvaceae
Gene: PTAC6
Product: plastid transcriptionally active 6
Cellular component (GO): plastid-encoded plastid RNA polymerase complex
Source: RefSeq, a predicted model, not a curated record
CAGUAGUACUUUUUAUUUCGAAAAUCUAAUCCAAACUCGCUAACUGUUUCCCUCCCCGCUCUCCCGCUACCAUGACCACCACCACCACCCUCUUCCUCUCCCCACCAUUAUUCACCCCAAAAUUUCACUCAUCCCUCUUCCUCAACCACUCCUUCCUUCCUAUCCCGUCUCUCAAAGCCAAACCCCUCCAUUCCCCCUUAACCCCAACCAUUAAACCCUCCUUCCUCGUGCGGGUAGACGACGGCGAUGCCGACGGGGGAGGACCCGACGACUACGACAUGGAAGAAGAAGUCGAAGAACUCGACAACAAGAAAGACUUCGACGUCGAAUACGACCCUUUAGCCACCGCCUCUGUUGCUAGUGCCUCUUCUACUACUGUUGACGUGGACAUUACAAUUACUGAAAGCAAGAGCUUUGUGUCGACUCAAGGGUGGGACUCGGAGAUGGUGGUGGAUUAUAGGAUAAAUGAGGAGGAGUUUCAUAAAAUUAGCUUGUUGGAUUGUGAUUUUUUUAUUCGGAAGCCACCCGACCCGGAUAAUGAUGUUUAUGAUUUCAGGGAGAUGUAUGUUACUCCACCGGAUACGGAUGUGUAUUCCAUUCCCAAGGUUCUGGCUCCAAUGCCUCAAAAGUAUAUUCGCUGUGCAAAGAGUGAUUAUGGCUGCUACAACGUUACAGAACCACCCAUUGAUGCACCUCGUGAUCCACUUUACAAAUCUGAGAGGGAGGUCAUGAAGGUAUUUUUGACAAAACAUUACAGGAAUCGAAGGUUGGGUGACCCAGAAUUUGUGCUAGACUUUGAGGAGAUAUAUGUGAUUGAUUCCAAGACCAAGUCAAUUACCAGAGCAAAAGUUUUGGUCACAGUUCCAGGAGGAAGAAACCGGGAUAGAAAGAGUGACCUACUUGUCAUACGUGAUAAUGGAAACUCCUUCAAAAUAAUUCAUGCGAGUGAAAAAGAUGAUCCAACAACUGUAAUAGAAAGGGAAGAGUGGGUCAAGACCAGAGAAGACAUGGAAGGACAUCUCAGAAAGCUACGAGACUUCAGCAUUUCAAAUUGGUUCUAAAUCCAAUGACAUAAUGAAAAGGUUGCUUAAUGAAGGUAAAGACAAUCAUGCAACAAGUAGAGAGGUUGUCUGGAUGUGUCAGCAUGAUAGGAAAUUGAAGUUUGAACUUGCAGAACAAAAAUUGACAAUGGAGAGCAAAAUGUCACUUCCUCGACCAAUGGUUCUCUGCGGAUGUUGUUGGCGUUAUUGGGCCUGUUCAAUUUUGUUGUAUGUUGGAGCUACGAGAGCAUGUAAUUAUUUCUCUUUGUAUAAAAUGGGGUUCAUCACUUGGACCAAUUGUUUGAGUUGAAGUUGUCAAGUGCGUGAAUCCUCAUUCCUCAAUGUCUUUUGUUAGAUUACAAAGACAAAACGUCUCCAUUUGUUUUAAGCAAGCCGUUGCGGUGCAGGAUUACUGUAAACUCUGCUGUCCUUGGAUUUUGCAACUCUUAAUCUUUUGAUCUUUUAUAAGUUUCGGCCUAGGCUUAGCUGAUAAUAAAUUGUGGGUGAUUGGAUUUUGUAUGAUCGAGGUAAUCUACUUCUUUAUCUUGAAAUUCAUCACUA